This is a messenger RNA of Engraulis encrasicolus (European anchovy), 8432 nucleotides long. RefSeq names its product autophagy-related protein 2 homolog B-like. The record is from RefSeq and is a predicted model, not a curated record. The coding region runs from base 441 to 6548 and encodes 2035 amino acids. Gene Ontology annotation, cellular component: phagophore assembly site. Gene Ontology annotation, molecular function: phosphatidylinositol-3-phosphate binding. The transcript has 45 exons. Gene Ontology annotation, biological process: piecemeal microautophagy of the nucleus; autophagy of mitochondrion; autophagosome assembly. NCBI's taxonomy places the organism in Eukaryota, Metazoa, Chordata, Actinopteri, Clupeiformes, Engraulidae.
GCCCUCUUACUAAAAUCCUCCCGUCCCAACCCUAGACUCUAGAGGGCGAACUUCAAUUGUAUUUUUAUCCCCUACCAACACAACGAGGAAGUCACGAGCAUGCGCAGUAGCGUUCAGUAGCGCGUCUUUCUGUGCGGAGUCAUGUAAUUGUAAACAAUAAACAAUACAGACUAUCGGAGACCACGGAGAUAACGCGCAAAUAAUCACAACAACAUGGAUCGCCAAGAGCUCUCCAGCCUUCUACAACGCUGUUGCUGCACCCUCUGAUCAUACACACACACACACACACACACACACACACACACACACACACACACACACACACACACACACACACACACACACGCACACACACACACACAGCCUACUACUACUCUCUCCAGCACAGACACACAUACACAGUACACUAGCCCCAACUCCCCAUCCCCACCCCCGUCAGGAUGCCGUGGGCCUUCUCUGAUUCGCUGAAGAAGCGGGCGUGUCGCUACCUGCUGCAGCGCUACCUGGGCCACCUGCUGCAGGAGAAGCUCAGCCUGGAGCAGCUCACACUGCACCUGUACAUGGGCACCGGGAGCCUGGCUAACGUCCCGCUGGACACAUGGGCUCUAAAUGAGCUGCUGGAGUCUGUGGAUGUGCCCCUGUGUGUGCUUGAGGGCUUCAUCUGCUCCAUCUCCCUGUCUGUGCCCUGGGCCUCCCUGCUCACUGACCCCUGCUGCAUCACCAUACAGGGGCUCAAGAUCACAUGCCGACCGCAUCCACGCUCAGCGUGUGUGGUUGACUGGUCGGGUCUGAUGAGUUCCAGUCUCCAGAUGGCGCGCGAGUGUUUAAGUGACCAGCAGGGGGAGCAGCAGCCUCUCGAGGGACUGGAGACCUUCGCCCACACUAUUGAGACAGUUCUGCGCAGGGUGAGGGUGACGUUCCUGGACACGGUUCUGAGAGUGGAACAUGUUCCGGAACAUUCCAAAACAGGCGUCGCCAUGGAGCUGCGCAUCAGCAGGAUGGAGUACCAGGACCAGUUGGCAGAGGAGGGUGUGUGUGAGGAGCAGCAGCAGCAGAGUGUGUGUGUCCAGAAGAGUCUGAGGGUGGAGGGCCUCACGCUGUACUGGGAUCAGUUUCCCCACAGCGCUCGCACCGGCCUGCAGACGCCGCCCACACACACGGACUCUGACCUGAAGUUGUCUCCAAGUUGGGACCCCCACAUCGUCUGUGAACCGCACCCACAGUUUACCACGGUUACCCCGUUGCCCCCCUCCCCCCCCUCUCAGAUCGCCAUGGGGGGGGCACUGACCCUCUCGCUACUCCUCAGGCAGAGCCAACACACCCCUGCAGCUAAGUUGGAGGUAUCUGGUGUGUGUGAGUCUUUGGUCGUGCUGCUUUCGCCUCGUCAGGUUCACCUGCUCAUGGAUAUGAUGGACGCCUUUACACACUCAGCUGGAGAGGUGAAGUCUCGGCCAAUGGGACGCGAGGAUGAGUAUCGCCUCCACAUGGAGCUGCAGCGCUGCCUCAGGAAGGAAACUAUGACAACUAGCGCUAUGGCAACACAGCGCCUAGCAACCAAUCACACCACCACGGACAGCCAGACCACCAAGACUAGCAGAGAGGAUGUUUUCUUCUCCAUGGCUGAGGUGAUGGACAUGUCAAACAGCCAAUCGUAUCAGCCGGCUGGGGUUAUUGACAUGUCCCACAGCUUAUCAUCUCUGCCGCCACUUGGAGACCCGCCCACUGUCGACCUCGACCUGUCAAUCAGCAGCAACUACUCCGGGCAGUCUCCACCUGCUAGAUGGGAUGAAUAUCUUGAAGUCAAUCAACAGCAGCACGAAGUUCAACACACACACACUCACCCCACACUCCUCAGGCAAACCUCCCAUGAGGAGUGUGUGCAUCCUGAGUUGGUCCUACGUGUGUGUGUUGAGCGCCUCUUGGUGGCUGUUCUGCAUAUUGACCCGCUGCCGCCUGCUGACUCCGCCCACUCUGCUCCUGCACCAAUGGCGGCCCACUUCUUCCACACACUCAACACGGCCACGCCCACACAUGCCUUCCUCCAAUCACGUGACCUAUUUGACAAGGCCCUCCCCCACGAUCAUCUACGGUUGGUGGGGGAGGGUGUCAGUGUGUCAUAUGAACACACACACAGCAGCAGCGUGCGGCGUGUGAACUCAGAAGUCUCCUUUAGGCAAAUGGACAUCCGAGAGUGUCUCUUCUCUACCGAGACACACACGCACACCGCCCAGUACACUGAGCUGCUGGUGUUUGAUGAAGAUGAGAGCGAGUUGCCUCACUGCCUGCAGCUCUCGUAUAGACUCACCCAGAGAAGGGGACCACAGGGUGGCCGGCGCAGGGCUGAUGUGUGUGUGGAGUUGUCUUCUUGCCGGUCCGAGUUUGACAUCAGCAUUGUGGACCGCCUCCACUCCCUCCUGCAGCCACGGCAACACGUCACCAUGGAAAUGAUGACAUCACACAUGUACACAUCCCACAAUAAGCCCUUCAGCCUGCACAAGGCGUUUGCGGAGGUGUUUUUGGAUGAGGGCAGUGGCCCAGGCCAGUGUGAGGUGUGUGUGUGUGUGAGUGCUCCGCGUGUGCGUGUGUGUGUGCGUUUCCCAAUUCCAGACCUGCGGUGUGACGCCGAAAGGGGAGCUUGGUUCCGGCGGCGUCUCAGACCCGACACACUCACACUGGAGAUCACCGAACCAACGCUGAACAUACACACUCACACACACGCAGAACACACACGUCUGGAGCUGCACUACAGAUUACUCACUGCUGAUCUCCAUAGCGACGGGGAUGAGGAGCCAAUCAGUUUCCUGCGUGUGUCUCCCAGUCUGGAGGAGAGCAGCACCAUGGAGAGCGGCAAGUUCGACUGGCCCAGGGUGGUGUGUAAGAUAAACCCUCCGGCUGUGUCGUCACUGCUUGAGAGGGGCACUCUGGAGGAAGAGGAGGAGGAGGAAGGGGAGGGGCUGAGGGAAGAGGAGGCUUCUCAUUCGCUGAAAGACGUCUGCGACUUCAGCCAACCAGAGCCCUCGCCCUUCUCAUCUCGCAGAGUCAUGUAUGAGAACGAGGAGAUGGUGAUUCCAGGAGACGUUCGGGAGAUGAAUGAGUUUCAGGAGAAGACCUCGGCUAACUCUCGCUUCACCCUCGAGCUCACCAUCCCUCAGCUGCAUAUACACCUACCAGACAAGGCCUUCUACCAGAGGCUACACAACCGGAUAAACAAUGACCUGUUACUAUGGGAACCUACAGCUCCAUCGCCCGUGGAGACAGCUGAGAGUCUUCCCUACGGAGGAAUAUCAGUAGCCAGCCAGCUCAUCAACACUCACACACACAAGGACAACAGCCCUGAGGAAGAAGAGAGUGAAUCCGAGGAGGAUGUUUUAGGGUUUCCAUUGGUGAUGGAUGCGGGGAGCCGGCGGAGGAAGAGGAGGGCGAAGAGUCACAGACACACACACACACACCUUCACACACACUCGCUCUCACACACACACCCCUCCUGCCAAAGCCUCCUCUCUGUCAGCGUCACGGUCAACCAGGGCUCACUGUCUCUGCACACUCACACACAGGGUGUGUGUGGGAAGAGUGUGUGUACAGGUGCGGUGUGGUUGGAGGUGCAGGGGGCGGGGCUGUUUGGUGUCAGCCAUUACCAAGGCCUGGAGGACCAGCACUACCUCUGCUGCCACACACACCGCCUUGGACUCUACCACUCAGGUCAGGGUUCCAGGGGGGAAGGCCUGAAGAUGAGCUUGGCUGAUAGGAAGCGACCUGAUUGGUUGGAGCCGACACUGCUUCCUGAUUCGCUGAAUCCCUCAGAGCCCGCCCACUCCCCAUCCACGAGUCAGUCAGGUGGCUUGGGGGCGGAGCAAAGCAGCAUGCUCUCGGCUGCAGUGAAGAUGUCAUCAGCCACUCUGGAGCAGCCCAUCAAGAAGUUCCUGGUUGCCGUGGGGAUUCGGGGUGUCACCUUGCAUCAUCGAGUGGUCCCCUCCGGCCGGGACUGGUACCAACAGCUUUUAGACUUCCUGAGUGUUCAAGAGGAAGAAGUUCUGGGAUACACUCCGCCCCCUACCAUCAUCACUACACACACACACCUGUGGAACUGCUCUAUGGACUACAGGCCGCUCUAUAUGCCCGUGCGCUCUCUGAUCACCGUAGAAACCUUCAGCAUUUCACGCAGCCUGGCGUCUGACCUCAACUCAUCCACUGUGAGGAUAAUUAUCGAUGAGGUGGCGCUCUACCUAUCAGAGAAGAACACUCUACUGUCUGUCAAUUUAGCUCGAGAUUAUGUGCGAGUGGUCGAAAUGGGAACGCUAGAACUCCGCAUCAGAACAGCUUGCCAACAAUCCAAUGGAGAGCAGUUCGUUGAGCCUCGGUUGGACGUCCGCUGCUCAGGUGAUGUGCUGCGUGUGCGCGUGUGUUGGGACUCGUGUGCUGCGCUGAUGAAGCUAUUGCAGUAUGUGGCCAUGUAUGGAGAUCUACAGCCCCCCAGAGGACCGGAGCAGAACUACACCACCGGAGGCCUACUGCCCCCUAGCCAGCCGGAGGGGAACUGCGUCACACACGGCCAGUCACACAGAAGCAGCACCAGCAGCCACCAAUCCCAGACAAAUGGAGGUGUGGUCAAGGCAGAGGAGCUGGCCCCUCCCCCUUCCCAGAGUGCUUUGCUGCCUGACGAGGUGAUGCUGCAGGAGCUGAUGAGAGAUGCCAUGGAGGAGGACACACACAUGCACACACACACACAAGGUCUCCAUGGCAACUCCAGACAGGAAGUGGACGCUCCUCUCUCUGACCUCUUCCUGUUCCCGGACGAGAGCGGGAACAUUCUAGAACCAUCCCCCUGCUCCCCCGUCCCCCUCCCCUCUCCUCUCAUUCCCCACCCCAACGCACCCCCCCUCCCACACGAUGACUUCUGCAUUCUGCACUCCCCAGCCACACAGCCUGGGGACGGGGAGCCAGUGGUUCGUGUCCUGUCUAAAGAGCGUAUUGAACUGAAGGAAAAUCACUUCAAUGCAGGAGCCACCAGGGCGUCGCUGUUGCACACACCGGACACGCGCUACCUUUUCAGCAUCUCAUUGAUCCUCAGCCUCUACGGGGGGCGGGACUUCAGCCCAGGGUGCUCUCCCUCCCACGCUCCUCACCACCUGGCAGCUCGAGGGGCAGCAGCCGGAGCCGGCAGAAACACAGACAUGCUGAUGGAGAUCCAACUCAACAAGGUGCGUGUCCAGCAUGAGGUGUUUCCUCCACCUCCAGAGUGGGCGGGGCCUGAAAGAGCAUCGUCACGGCAACUACUAGUGGUCCAGGAAGUGGAGAUCCGAGACCGCCUGGCCUCAUCGCAGAUCAACAAAUUCCUCUAUCUCUACACCAGCGACUCCAUGCCUCGCCGGACACACUCCAACAUGGUGACGGUGCGUGCGGUGCAUGUCUCGGUGGCAGCUGAUGAGUCUCCUGACGAGUGUUGCCUGCGCGUCUCUCUCAUGCCACUACGACUCAACAUUGAUCAGGACGCUCUGUUCUUCCUGAGGGAUUUCUUCAGCAGUUUAGCAGCUGAGGUGGAACUCUUCUCUCCUCCAGACCACCAUGCCUUGUGUGUGUCCAUGAAGAGGACGGCUGGUUCAGAGUCAUCCAGCAGUCAUGACCCCGCCCCCAUCAUCUCCACAGCCAACCAGAAUGGCCGCAGUGAGCAGGAGCAUACCCCCCUUGGUGAAAAAGAACACGCCCCAUCUUCCUUCAGUGACCAACCAAUCUUUUUCAGAGAGUUUCGUUUCACUUCCGAUGUUCCGAUCCGACUUGAUUACCAUGGCAAACACGUCGCCAUGGAGCAGGGUACGUUUGCUGGUAUUCUGAUGGGCCUUGCACAGCUGAACUGCUCCGAACUAACCUUACGCAGACUCUGCUACAGACAGGGGUUGCUAGGUGUUGAUCGUUUGGUCUCCUAUGCGCUACAUGAGUGGAUUUCGGACAUCAAGCGGAAUCAGCUGCCUGGACUGCUGGGGGGAGUGGGGCCCAUACACUCACUGCUGCAGCUCGCUCAAGGUUGUCGUGACCUCUUCUGGCUGCCUAUCCAGCAAUACCGUGUCUCUGGCCUUGACGGUCGAAUCGUACGUGGUGUUCAGAGAGGCUCCGCCUCCUUCGGAACCUCCACUGCCAUGGCAACACUCGAGCUGACCAAUCGGAUGCUGAGGACCAUCCAGGCUGCAGCAGAGACGGCCUAUGACAUGGUGUCUGUGGGAGGGAGUGGAGGUGGAGAGCUGAAGCGCUAUUCUCGUCACCGAUUGGCUCAGCAGCCGGUCGACCUGCGAGAGGGCGUGGCCAAAGCAUACAGUGUCGUUAAAGAGGGUCUGACAGACACGGCUGUGGGCAUCAUUGUCACGGCGACGCGUGAGCACGAGCAGAGGGGCGUGUCCGGCGCUGUGGGCGGAGUCAUACGAGAAAUCCCUCCCGCUGUCGUCACGCCUAUUGUCAUAGCGACCGCCGCCACCGCACACGUACUAGAGGGCAUGAGGAACCAGAUACACCCACACACACGACAAGAGGAGGAGCAGAAGUGGAGACACGCAAACUGACAUACACACACACAUACACACACACACACACACACACACACACACACACACACACACACACACAUGACAAGAGGAGGAACAGAAAUGGAGACACGCAAACUGACACCAACACACACACACACACGCACGCGCGCACACACACACACACACACACACACACACACACACGGCAAGAGGAGGAACAGAAAUGGAGACACGCAAACUGACACACACAUUUAAACUAACACAUACACACACACACACACACACAGACACACGGACACACGCGCACAGACUUGCGUGCACACACAAACACACACACAAACGCCAAGACGAGUAGCAGAAGAACAGACGCACAAACUGACACACACAUUCCACUAACACGAAACACACACACACACACACACACACACACACACACACACACACACGGUUGAGCAGACACACGCUCACAGACUUGCGUACGGUCACACACACACACACACACACACACACACACACACACACACACACACACACACACACACACACACACACACACACACACACCCAUUUCAGAUGAGGGUGUUAUUGGAGUCAGUUGCGCCGUAACAUACUGUAUUGUUGUGUGGCGACCCAUGAAGUGACUACAUCCAUUUGUGCCGGACAGUGGCAUAACAACUGCAUUGCUCUGUGCUGCUGCUAUAAUGCAAUGAAACCGUCCCAGCGCUCAUCCACCAAUCACGCUGCAUGUUACUAGUGGAUAUCCUUAAUCUUAGCCAAUGGGAUGUGAUAAUGUUGGGCCUAAUACGAACAAAUGUUAAUCAAUCAGACAGGAGAGCUCCUGAUGUUAACAAAUCAGAUGUUAGAGAUCCUGAUGUUAACCAAUUAGAUUGCUUAUUAUGAAUGUGCAAACAUCUCUUUGCCAGCAUUUCAGUCUUAAAGUGUGUGCGUGUGUGUGCGUGCGUUUGUGCGUGCGUGCGUGUGUGUGUGAGUGAGUGUGUGUGAUAGAGAGAGAGAAAGACAGAGAGAGAGAAAAUAAUGAUUUUUCUUGGUCUGUAUGGUGACUGAACAUACAGUAUGUGAUGUACGUGCGUGUGUAAAUUAAUGCGGUUUCUGCGUGCGUGUGUAUUAUGUUUUUUUGUUUUUUUUAAUAUGGUUUGAUGGCAAAGCCAAUGAAGCACACGGUGAAAAUGCAGCCUGUUUGGAUAAAACAAGUACUGCAUAGUAGAACUACGGUACAUACUGUAACACAAAGUCACAAACUCCUGUCUAGAUAUCACUGUAAUACUGUACAUAAAACACAUGCACAUACACACACACUCACACACGCACGCGCACACACACACACACACACACACACACACACACACACACACACACACACACACACACACACAGAUGUACAUGUGUGUAUGGCAUGUGGUGUACAUAGCUGUACAGCUCCUUGUGAGACUACUCUACUAUAUAUGAUGCAUGUGAACCAGUAAAGGGAAUUAAAAUAUCCCAUGUCAUACAGAGUCCUUUCUGAAUCCUUUUUGCUGCGUUUAUAACCCUGAAUAAAAUGUGAUUUUAUUAAGGUGUGCAUUAUGGAUUGUAUUAAAUAUAAUUAUAGUGUUUAGUAGUUACAUGGAUUACAAUAUACCUCACAACAUAAUUCAACAUUUUGAGUUGGAUUAAUCAUAUUUAUAAUCAUGGAGCCUUGGACACACAGAUCGCCAUUGAUAAUAAACAGUACCAGAAAGUGAGCAUGGAACACAAAGUGCAUUGAAGAUAAAUGUAAUUUAUUUGAAUUCAUUAGUACCUCACCUUUGUGAUGUAGUGGCUCUGUGUUAGUCUCUGGUGAAAAGAAAGCUGGUGCCCAGAAUUAUUUGAAUGUACGUGAAUCAUGUCACCAACCGACUUCCGGUACCCUGGUUGUCACAA